ACGGCGGGGGAGAGCCCCACAUAACCGCCAGGCCUCCCCCAGGGCCUGGGGUAUGCGGUAACGCAUUUCCCCUCCGUCAACAAAAAAAAAAAGGGCACGAAAUCAGAAAUGCGAUUGAGAGGUGAAAGCAUUCUUGAGCUCUCUCGGAGAUUGGUAGAGUUGCGUAAACACAUUCCAUGGAAAUUUGCUCGCAAACCAGUUGGACUGGAGCAAUUAGAAAAAUGGAAGGGAACCCAGUUGAGUUUUUUCCUGCUCUAUAUAGUACUGAAAGAUGUUGUGGCUGAAACUCUCUACAAAUUAUUUCUAAUACUCCAAAUAGCAAUUACGAUAUUUUCUGUACAGAAAUUUAUCGAUGAUGAUAAUUUUUUUUCAUUUGCUAGAGAUCUUAUAACUCAAUUUAUCAUCUUAUCUUCUAAUAAAGGGGUAUUUGAAGAAAAAUUUUGUGUUUACAAUGUUCAUGGGUUGUUGCAUCUCCAUGAGGAUGUAAAGAGGUAUGGAGAAAUCUCAAAUAUAAGUGCGUUUCCGUUUGAAAGCUAUUUGGGAAUAUUCAAACAGAUGCUAAGAUCUCCAACCAAGCCAACCCAACAACUAUUGCGUAGACUAGCUGAAAGAAAUUUUUUAAAUGAUUUUUCUGAGAGGACAGCUGAUUUCCAGUCUCAUGUGAUACCUAAGAAUGCUGUGCAUGGCACCAAUAAUUAUAAUACAUUGACAUCAUCUCUGUUUACUUUAAGUUCAGUUCACAGGCGAGAUAGCUAUUUCCAGUACAAAGGAGGUGUUGCCUCUGUGUGCUCUAUCCAGAAGUUGGAAAGUGGUGAUGUUGUGAUAGUUGCCAAUAUUUGUGAUACAAACCAAAACUUUUUUAUCCAUGUAAGUCUAGUUACUUAUAAUCUAAGUCUAGUUACUUAUAAAUAAGUUCGGAACUUAUAAUCUGGGUGAUAUGAAAUGGACUCAAAGAAAUGUUGUCAUCCUAGUUGAUGCAGUAACAACCAAGUAUGUUGUUCUGCCUUACAAGAAUGACAAUAUUGCCAUCCCUUUACUGCAUUUAUUUUAAACAAACUCACAGAUUAUGUUAUAUAUCUAUUUUUCUUUCUAUCAGUUUAUGUGUCUAUCUAUCUCUCUAUCUAUGAAACAAGUAUUGCUAUUUUGGCUUGGUUCAAACUGAUAGAUUUCUACAGAAAAUAGAAUAAGUUAAGAAAAAACAUUAUUCAAUUAGUGAUGGACAUGAUUAGAAAUGACAUUCACAUUUUUUAGUUGUAUCUUUUUUCAGAAUACUUGGUCUUAAAACCAAUUCUUUUAACUGAUUUUGUACCUUGUAUGUGCUGCCUAAAAAAUCCAAUGAUUUGCUGAGCAAUCGUAUAUCUUCCCAUUAGAAUGCUUCAUUUUAUGAAAGUCGGCACACAGAAGAAUGGUACCUUGUUAUAUGAUUAACCUUGUUUGUUGUAACAGACAAAAUCUUUGGCCUUGCAAACCAGAAAUAACUGUACUACUUGUACUAAUUAAAAUCUUUUUUUUAUUACUUUACCUGAGCUACCUGUGGUUGUAUGGUUCUAACUUCUAUCUCAGUUUUACUGGUUGAAAUGCUUGAGAUUAUUGUCAUUGGUACGGAGAUCAAGGUAUCUCAUAUUAAAAUUAUUUUUCAACGAGAUAAUAAUAUUAGGUCACCACUGCAUCGAUUAAUAUUUUUGUUGAUUUUGUUUUGUAUAAUUUUUUCAGCUUUUUUUGGCGUAUAGUACUAUUUUAUUUUUACUUAAGUCAUGCACACACUUAAUAUUUUUAUUAAUAAUGUUAAUAAUGAAGUUUGCUUGCUGUUUCUUUAUAAAACUGGCAUGCAAAUGUUGAGAAAAAUAUUUGAUACUGUUGGUUACUAUAGUGAGUUGAUGUAUGCUCCUCCUUGAGGUGAUGAUUCCUUCUUAAUGUUUAUAUUUUUCUAGAAAAGAAGUAUGCAAUUGCGGACCUUGAGGUUACUCUUGGUGACGAUAAACAUUUGGAUGUGUGCGUAAUAGCGUACAAUUGGAUGAGUGAAGAUGGAGAAAAUUGCCUUUAUCCUACUUAUUUAGCCCCUAAAAAACAAGCCAUUGCGACCAAGAAAUGCAUGGAGCCGACUGCCAAAUUCAACACCUAUCCGGCUACUAUUCGUGCUUGGUUUGUGACAUAUGAGGAAGCAAGGAGGAAGCUGGAACGGGCUGUUGAGAAAACUAACCUAGAAUCUGAUGCAGAUAGAGACAAGGCAAAUCGAGGUUUUCGCAAAAAAAAACAAUUAACAGAUUUGUCAUGGUCCAAAGAUGAAGGUGAUGAAAAUCCGACAAAAGUGGGGAAGUCUGAACCUGCUUCACAGAAGGGCAUUAAUCUUACUUUGCCAACAUUUACUUUCUCGACUGCACUAAAAGAAUUACUAUUAUUACUACAUUAUUUUUGUUCUGAUAGAGGAUUCUAGGAAAAUCAGUGAUGGUUCGACACCCUGUCUGACUGCCACAGUUAAUAAAGGCUAUUGGAGUAGUUCGUUGCGGGUCGGAUGAGAGGCGCGAUCGCCCAAUCAGAGACGGGCGAACGCUCGGCGAAUAGGAGUCCGAGACUAGCGAGAGCGGCUCAAAAGUACGCGUGUCCGACUUCCGGACUUACUUCGUGUUUGGCAGUCUACGAGAGAGCACGCGAUCAUCUUACAAGUCACUAAAGAAAAGAGAAACCGCAAAACUGAACAGUUUUUUUUUUGUAUAAGCAACGAGUUUCCGAAAUAAUAAAGUUUACUUUUCCAUUACCGUUUUGUUACAAGAGAAACACGCGAGUGAACACUUCAUUUCUCAACCUGCUCGACAAUUCUCCUCAGAGACUCUUCCCUCACAUCCAUCAAUCGUUUCCUUUAACAAAGGCUAUAAUCUACCUUCAACUGAAUCACAAAGCACCAAUGCCCAGACCAAAGAUAAGGGUUUGGAUUUCGGCUCCAUCACAAGAGACAUUACUAAGUCCCAGAUGAGCUCUACAAUCUCAUUAACACCUUCUCCUCAUGGCGCAUUAAAGACAAUGACUGCCUUACCUAACAGGCUAUUACUUAAUGUUAGCCAACCGGGCUCUAGUAAUAGCAAGAAGCAAUUAAAUCGGGGCAGCAAAACGUCUGCCAAUGUUUGUAAGUCCAAUAUCAACACUAAAAAAAAAAAAAAUUCAGCCAAAGCAAGGACAGAAGUGAUAAAGGGGAAAGCUAUAGGAAAGCUUCAAAAGUUUGCAAAAAAACAUUCCGAUGUUAGUAAACAUAAAAAUAAAAAAGAAAAUAAAGCUAUAGGAAAGCUAUAGGAAAGCUUCAAAAGUUUGCAAAAAAACAUUCCGAUGUUAGUAAACAUAAAAAUAAAAAAGAAAAUAAAGAGAGAAUGAAAAAAGAUAUUGACAAAAAUAAGAGAGUGUCUAACAAUGUUGUUUUUUCUUUUGUUAUAAUAUUAUCAAAUAUUUUUUAUUAAUUAUUUUAUAGUAACAACAGAUAAAUCUCAACGACCUAUUCUCGAAAUUGUUGACAUCAAUAAAGAAAUAGAAAACAGUGAUUCACUUGCUUCAAGUUUGUUCGAAAGUGGUAAAAGCCCCUCAAAUUCUAUUUCAAAUGCUCUUUUAACAAAUGAAAAAAAUGGUAAGUGUAAAAAAUGGUAAUGAUUGCAUUUUCCCAGUUGAAUGAACCAGCCGUUAGCAACAAUGCAGAAACCACAAAAUAUCGUGAUAGUUUUGGAUACAUUUAUUUUGAUAAUAUGCCUUGUUUCCAGGAGAUGACAUUCACAUUGAUUUUGAGGAGAUGGACCCUCAAGAAACAAGCUCCCUACGAGGUUAUGACUCUGCCUCUGAUACUUUCUGCGAGGAUGAUGCUAAAGAUUCAAAUAAUUCUUAUGAACCACAUUCAAAUGAUGAUUCAAUUAGCCGCAAAAGUCCUGAUUGUGUUGAUGAGAUGCAAAUCAGCCAAUUACCAAUGACUGAUUCGAAUUUAAGUGGAAACGAAAUCGAGGCAAUAAAUGAAACCACUAACAAAACGGCUGUUAGCAACUCUGCUAACCAGAUUGAUAAAUUUUCAGCUAUUCAGGUCAUGAAACUGCAGUAUGAGAAACUCAAUACACUUGAAAAGUCACACAUAAAGCUCCAAACGACUGUUGAAAAAAUACGCCAACUUUUAUUGAAUAGAACAGAAGUGCUCCACCAUCCAAAGAACCUCUCAAACCUCCCCUUCCCAGCAUUCGAGGAUGCUAAAACUGCUGAAGAUCUCACAAAUGGAAACCCUUCCAUAAAGGAUUAUAUUGUAAAAAAAUUAAUGUUUGCAAGCUCUGGGAAGUGUGAGAAGGAUUGCUCAAAGAAAGUUAUGGCUCUUCUUAUGACAAAUCACACAGGAACAUUCUUUAACUGGAAAGGCGGAAAAGGAAAGCAGCCAUUUGGGAGCUGGCAUUUAAAAGAAAUAGUGAUCACGGCAGUUAAAAAAUUAAGAGGAGACAAACUAGACACAGGAAAGGCAGAAGAUGGGAUAAAGGAAUGGUUGAAAGAAAGAUGUUUUAGAAAAAAAUAGUAUGAAAUAAAUUUUGUGAAAUAAAUAGCUUUUCUU
Messenger RNA from Solenopsis invicta (red fire ant), 4561 nucleotides. RefSeq lists its product as uncharacterized. The transcript is spliced from 8 exons. NCBI's taxonomy places the organism in Eukaryota, Metazoa, Arthropoda, Insecta, Hymenoptera, Formicidae. The record is from RefSeq and is a predicted model, not a curated record. The coding region runs from base 3770 to 4525 and encodes 251 amino acids.